Molecule: messenger RNA, 7689 nt
Organism: Danio aesculapii
Lineage: Eukaryota; Metazoa; Chordata; Actinopteri; Cypriniformes; Danionidae
Gene: cep290
Product: centrosomal protein 290
Exons: 52
Coding region: 132-7430 (2432 amino acids)
Biological process (GO): kidney development; camera-type eye development
Source: RefSeq, a predicted model, not a curated record
UACGACUGUUUUCCUGGUUGCCUAGCAGCAGCGGCAGCGCAAGGGGAACACAAGAUGGCUUAAUAAGACCGGCCAUCUCAGCAUCAGUUGUUCAGUACAGCUCUGUAGGACAUUUGCAGCUGACCUGAAAGAUGCCUGCGGCCGCAGACUGGCGGCUCCUCAUGGCAAUGGAUCCAGAGGAUCUGGGGGAUGAGGAUGAGAAGAUCUGUGAUUUGAUUUUAAUGGUCAAACCACGGGACCUAAAAGCAGAUGAUUCUGAGAAAAUGAUUCAACUCUUUAGGAUCUCACAAACACUUCUGAGGAUGAAACUGGAUGAAAUUAAAUGUGCCUAUGAGGUUGUAGACAGCGCAGGGGCAGAGCAAGCAAGAAUUGAAAAUGAGCUGAAAGCCAAAGUCUUAAAGCUGGAAAGUGAGCUGGAGAUGGCCCAGCGUGUGACGGGAGGGGGAGACAAACAUUUUCUGCGGGAUGAAAUUCGCCAACUGGAGAGUCACCUGGAGCGCAAGGAGAAAGAGGUGACCCAACUGGAGAAGGAAAUGGGCAAGGAAAGGAAAUCCAAUGAAGAGCUGGCUCUUCGUGCAGAAGAAGCAGAAGAGAAGAACAGGAAACUAAAAAGAGAGAAUGAGCAGCUCCAACAGGACAUUGAGUUCUACAGAAAGGAACAGGAGCAAAGGGAACCUCUUCAGACCAAAGAGGAGAGCAAUGAGAUUCAGAGGAGACUCACCAAAGCCAACCAGCAGCUGUACCAGUGCAUGGAGGAGCUGCAGCAUGCCGAGGACUUGGCUGCCAACCUGAGGAGUGAAAAUGAGCACCUGCAGAAGAAUCUAGAAGAAUCUGUGAAGGAGAUGGAGAAGAUGACAGACGAAUACAACAAGAUGAAGAUCGCUGUCCAGCAAACGGAUGCCAUCAUGGAUCAACUGAGAAAAGACCGAGAUCAUGCCAAGCUUCAGGUAAGAGAGCUAACUGACCAGAUCCAGGCCAGAGUGGAAGAGGACGACCCAGUUAUGGCUGCUGUUAAUGCUAAAGUCGAGGAAUGGAAGAGUGUUUUAUCAGGGAAAGAUCUGGAAAUUUUGGAGUAUCAGCAGAUGAUCAGAGAUUUGAGGGACAAACUGCGAACUGCUCAGAUGGAUUCAGAUAAAAGCAACAUUAUCGCAUUGCAACAGGCCGUGCAAGAGAGGGACAACCAGAUCAAGAUGCUGUCGGAGCAAGUGGAGCAGUACACGACGGAAAUGGAAAGGAAUGCUGUGCUCAUCGAGGAGCUGAAAAGGCCAUUGAAGAAAGAUAAAGGUCAUUCCAGCGACCACCAGCGUAGAUUGGAGGACUUGAGCGCUAAACUCCAGGUUGCUGAAAGGAAGGUGCUGGAGGCCGAACGGGCCGCACAACUGGCCGAACGAGAUGCCAGAGACAAAGACAAAGAACUCAAUGACACCCUCAGCAGAAUCCGUCUGUAUGAGUCGGGUACGGAUGGUUUGGAAGCUGCAAUCACUGAAAUCAAAGAAUGUAAAAAUCAAAUCCGAGUAAGAGACCGGGAGAUAGAAGGCAUGAUUAAGGAGAUAAACCAGCUGGAGAUGAAGAUCAACAAUCUGCUAGACGAGAACGAAGACCUGCGAGAGCGGCUUGGAUUAAAUCCGAGGGAAGAACUUGAUUUGAGUGAAUUCCGGAGAUCAAAGGUUUUGAAGCAGAGACAGUAUAAAGCAGAGAACCAGGUUCUGCUCAAAGAGAUUGAGCGUCUCGAGGAGGAAAGGCUGGAGCUUAAACAACGCAUCCGUGCACUUGUGAAGGACAAAGGUGUAACAGUAGUCAGCAAUUCACUGCUUGACAACAGUGUUGAAGAAAAAGCCGUCAGAUCCCUCAGGCCUUCCUCUGGAUCCACCGAUGAUGAAAUCAAACGCAAAAACGAGCGCCUGCAGAAAGAGCUGAGCAACAAAGAGAAAGAGCUGGAGCUCAGGAGAAGUGAAUCUGCCCAGUUCAAAGCCAAAUUGAAUGAAAUGCUGAAUGAGAAUAAACAUCUGGAGCAAGGCAUGAAGGAGAUCCUGCAGGCCAUCCAGGACACUCAGAAGAAAACGCCAACAUCCACUGGUGUCAGCAUUCCUAGCCUCGAGAGACUCGUCAAUGCUUUGGAGAUGAAGUAUUCAGAGGGGACGUUUGAUGCAAGUCUCCACCUGAGAACCCAAAUAGAUCAACUGAUCGGCCGGAAUGAAGAGCUCCGACAGGAGAUGAAGGCGGCAAGAGAAGAGGCAGCAGACACUUUCAAUCAGUUAACAAAAGCAAACGAGAAGAUCGCUCGCUUGGAAAGUGAGAUCGAAUCAAUGAGCAAAUCGACUGGCUCUUCCAUCCCUCACAAGACAUUAUCUUUGCCCGAAGAAAUGACGCCCACUAGUGCGGAGGCCAUCAACGCUCUCAAUGAGUACACGGUUCAGCUCCUGCAGGAGAUCAAAAACAAGGGAGAUUCCAUUGAACAGCUCGGUUCGGCUCUGGAAGAGUACAAAAGAAAGUUUGCUGUCAUCCGCCAUCAACAAGGACUACUUUACAAGGAGCAUCAAAGCGAAAGAGAGUCUUGGCUGAAAGAGCGAGACUCUUUUGCAGAGCUGAAAUCCAAACUUGAGGAACAAAGGGAGGUGGACGCAGUAAAAAUCAAAGAGUACAAUCACAUGCUAGAUACUCUUGAGAAGGACCCCAGUGAGAUCAGGCGAGAGAUGGCUGAGACAGGCAGAAAAAUAAUGGUUCUUCGGGUGAACGAGAAGUGUUUGACACGCCGUUACACCACUCUGCUGGAGCUAGAGCAGCACUUGAGGAAGGAGAAUGCAAAACUAAAGGAGGAUUUCACUCAAAUGCAAGCCGCAGUUACAGAACGCAUCGGCUACUUGCAGAGGUUCAAGGAAAUGGCUGCGUUUAAAAUGGCCUCUUUGCAGAAAUCCCUAGACGUCAGUGUUCCUGCUUCCGAGCUGGAGAGAGCCAACAAACAAUACACUGAGCUCACCAUCAAAUACAGAAACCUCCUCCAGAAGGACAACCACCUUGUUCAGAAAACCACCAGUCUGGAGCACCUGGAGACGGAGAACAUAUCUUUACAUGAACGCAUUGACUCCAUCAAUAAAGAGCUUGAGAUUAGCAAGGAGAAGCUUCACACUUUGGAACAGGCCUUUGAAAACAUCAGCACAACUGGUGGUGAGAUCAUCAUGGACAAGGCCACCAAAGCCAUGGCCAACAGUGAGAUCGUAUCUGUGUCCAGACGCAUCACCACACUGGAGAUGAAGGAGCUGAAUGAAAGACAACGAGCCGAACAUGCUCAGAAGAUGUACGAGCAUCUAAGGAACUCCCUCAAACAGGUGGAGGAACGCAACUUUGAGCUGGAGACCAAGUUUGCUGAGCUCACAAAGUUAAACCUUGAGGCUCAACGGAUUGAGCGGGAGCUCAGGGAUGAGCUGGCAGACAGUGUAAGCAAACACAUCAGCGAUGCCGACCGCAAGCGGAUCACUGAACUGGAGAAAACAGAAGCAGACCUGCGGAUUGAAGUGUCCAAAUUGCGGGAGGUGUCAGAUGUGGCUAAAAUGCAGGUGUCCGCUCUCGAUGCCCGACAGCAGUCUAGAGAGAAGGAAGUAGAAAGCCUGAGGAGACAGGUUUUAGACUAUCAAGCUGAGUCUGAUGAAAAGGCCCUGAUCGCCAAACUCCAUCAGCACAUUGUGGCUCUCCAGCUGAGCGAGACCACAGCAAUUAGCCGUCUGGAGGCCGCAAACACACGUCUGCAGAAACUGGAGGCGCAGAAGCUCCGUGACGAACAGAAACUGGAUGAGCAACAGCAGGCACUCUGGCACGCGAGGCAGGAGGGUCACCAGCGGGCCAGACAUCUCCGGCACACCAUCCAGGCCCUCCGCAGACAGUUCUCAGGAGCCCUGCCGCUGGCCCAGCAGGAGAAGUUUUCAAACACCAUGCUCCACCUGCAGGAGGACAGGGCUCGGGUCAGAGAGGAUGCACAGAUGGCGGAGGAAGAGAGGAGGAAGGCAGAAGGGAAGGCGCAGGAACUGGAGCUAAAGCUGAAGGGCUUGGAGGAGCUCAUAGCAACACUCAAAGAUGCUAAAGGCGCUCAGAAAGUGAGUGAGUGGCAUAAGAAACUGGAGGAUGUUCGUCUAUUGGAAAUGAGGCAGAGCAGAGAGCUGAAUACUCAGCGGGAAGAGAUCAAAUAUCUGAAGAACUGUGUGGCAGAGCAGGAACGCACCAUCAUGGACCUGGAAGAAGAGCUGGUGCAGCAGAAUAAUCUUCUCGAGGAGCGCCAGUUGAUCUGGGAUCAGAGAGAGGUGCAACUGGAGCGUCAACUUGACUCCUAUGAGAAACAGCAGAGUGAAGUUCUGAGCACAGCUCAGAAGUUUGAGGAAGCCACAGGCUCUCUGCCGGAUCCAAACCAGCCUUUAGCAAACCAGUUAGACUAUGCACUCGGAAAAAUCAAAGAGCAUGUUCGUACCAUUCUUGAGACAAAAACCACCUGCAAAAUUCUGGAAGAGAAGCUGAAAGAAAAGGAAGCUGCUUUAUGGUCAUCAGAGCAGAACGUUUUAUCUCGAGACAAAGUAAUCAAUGAACUUAGACUUCGUCUACCAGCUGCUGCCGAGAGGGAGAAACUCCUGGCUGACCUGAGCAAACAGGAGGACUCUGAGAACCAGCCCACCCUAAAAGUCGCACACCAGACCAUUAAUAACCUCCAAGGGCGUCUGGAUCAGAAAGAAGAGGUUCUCAAAAAGUACCAGAACCUUCUAGGAAAGGCUCGCCAGGAGCAGGAGGAGAUUGCCAAAAGACACGAGGAAGAGGUCCGGGCCCUUCAUCAGAAACUAGACAUCUAUAUGGACACAUCUCUGGACCGUUUCAAACAAACCGCUCUGGAACUCAUUAAGAAACCCACAAUCACCGUACCGACAAGUAAACACUUGGUCCGGUUGGCAGAAAUGGAGCAGAUGGUGGCUGAGCAGGACAAUUCACUCUCCUCACUCUCUCAAAAGCUAAAGAUUGUAACUCUAGAGUUGGACCAACAGAGACAGGUGACAGCAGCUCAAGCUAUGGAGCACGCGGCAGAAAUAGCCAGAUUGGAGGAGAAACAUGCUGUCCAAAUGAAGAGUCUGUCUCAGGAGGCAGAAGAGCUGAGGGCUCAACUCAUUCAGAUGGAGAAAGAGCUGCAUUACCUCCGUACAGAACUAGAGGCUCAGAAGGAGGCCAACGUCAGAUCACCAUCCAACACCAUGAAAAACCUUGUGGAGCGCUUGAAGAAUCAGCUGGCACUUAAAGAGAAACAGCUUAAGGCUCUCAGUAAAGCUUUGUUAGAGCUUCGAGCGGAAUUGACAUCUCAAGCAGAGCAGCAGAUCAUCACCAAUGCUGCUCAGAAGGAAGAGGCACUCAACGUUCAACAGAUUGUGGACAAGCAGACCAAGGAGCUAAGGGCUUGUGUGAGGGAUCUUAAUGAGGAGCUCCAGCUGGCUAAGGAUGGAGUACGAGCAGCAAAAGCCAGAGAAAAUUCCCUCAAAGAGGACCUGGAGACUUUGAACAAGGAUCUUCAGAGGAGCCAAAAAACACAGAAUAAGCUGCAGAGUGAAAAGGAGGCUUUGGAGGAACACUUGAAUGAGCUGAAGAAGAAGGUUCAGAGGCUCAGCAGUGGCCUACAGGCUCAGGUUGAGAGCGAUGGACCCACUGUAGAUGCUCUUCAGAAGAAGAUUCGUAAGUUGGAGCACGAGUUGGACAGGAAGGGCAUCUCGGAGCCUGCAGACAAGAGGAGCACCCUGAAGGAGGACAAGUCCUCUAAAGAAGAAGUUGUGAGAUGGGAGGAAGGUAAAAAGUGGCAGACCAGGGUGGACAAAAUGCGAAAUGUUCUUAAGGAAAAGGAGAGAGAAGUGGAUUCUCUGUCUAAACAAUUAGCAACGAUGAAGGAACUGUACAGCAGGUUGGAGCAGGAGAAGAUGGGUCUGCAGAAGAAACUCAAGGGCAGAGGAGUGACCGCUGACCAGGUUGUUGGCGCACGAACUCUUGAGGCUGACAAAGAGAUUGAAGAGCUUCACAAAAGGAAUGCUGAACUGGAACAGCAAAUCAAAGUGAUAAAGCAGCAGCAGGCUUUACCCCGUGAUGCUGCGAUGGAGGAUAUCACCAUCAGAAACCGUUAUCUUGAGGAGAGACUUUACUCGAUGGAGAGUCGCCUAUCCAAAGAACCUCCAUCCAGACCAUCUACAUCUGGUCGAGGUUCUGAUACCCCAUCCCAAAGAGAGCAUGAGUUCCAAAAGGAGAAUCUCAAGUUGUCUACAGAAAACCUGGAGCUUCGUUUCCAACUGGAGCAAGCAAACAAAGACCUGCCUCGAUUAAAAGAUCAGGUGUCUGACCUCAAAGAGAUGUGCAGUGUUUUGAAGAAGGAGAAGACUGAAGUGGAGAAGAGACUCAAUCAUCUUCGUGGGUCUGGCCGCAGUGGGAAAACCAUACCUGAGCUGGAGAAGACCAUUGGACUGAUGAAGAAGGUUGUGGAGAAAGUUCAGAGAGAGAAUGAGAACUUAAAGAAGACAUCUGAGGUCAACGUGCAGGAGCAACUUGCCACGCUGGAACGAGACCAUGAGAAACUUAAGUCAGAAUAUGAAAAGCUAAAAGGAAAACAAGAGGAACAGCUGAACUCAAGACUCGAGUCAAAAACCAAGGGCAUUGAGAAAAUCAUGAUGGAAAAUGAACGCUUACGAAAAGACAUUAAAAAGGAAGCCGAAGCUGCAGAAAAGCUGAGGGUUGCAAAGGCCAGCCUUGAAGUAGCUAAUGAGAAGCUGAAGGCAGAGCUUGAGGAGACCCAUCAGAGGCUUUUAUUAGCACAGUCGAAGGGGGCAUCUUUACUGGGGGCAGACAGCAAAACUUGGAAAUCUUCAGUUGUGACCAGGUUAUUUGAAAACAAGAUGAAAGGUCUUGAGAGUGACAUCGCUAAGAAAAACACCAGCAUAUCAGAACUAAAGGUGCAGCUAAAAGAGGCAAAUGAGAAACUGCAGGCCACACAGCACACCGUCAUCCAACUGAAGGAACAGGUGGAACUGCUUAAAAACGUCCCUGUGGAAGCGACCACUGACGAAGGUCUUGCCAGAGAGUAUCAGUCAGUGAGAUUGGCCAAUAAACAACUGGAGAGGGAGAAAGCUCAACUUCUGCGGCAGAUUCAAAGGAAUGAGGUGCAGUUUGGAACCAGCAAAGAAGGACCAGGAUACACUGAGCUCCAGGAACAGAUUAAAGCAGCAAACAACGAAAAGAAGAAAUUGCAGGAUGAAGUGAGGAAACUGACCCAAGAGCUGAAACACUUUGACCCAACAUUUUUUGAGGAACUUGAGGAUCUUAAAUUCAAUUACAAUCUGGAAGUGAAGAAGAACAUUGUUCUGGAGGAACAGCUGAAGAAGCUUUCGGAUCAGUUUGGUGUGGCGAUUCCUGAUGUGUCUAUCAACUAGCAGAUAUCAGAUCAUGAGGGCACUGGAUUUAUUAUUACUGCUAAGUUGAGAGCUAAAUAUAUGUACAUUUAACAAUUUUACUUAAGUAGGUGCAUAUUUAUUUUUCGUAAAAUAUUAAGACAUUGUCAUACGCAAGUAGGUUUUACACUAUUUGUAUUUGUGGCCUUUCAAGCAAGAACUGAAACUGAAGUACAAGUCAGUCACUGCCUCAAUUUUGAGACUGUAUAGAUGUACAGUAAUAAAAGAUUUGUUGGAAUUA